Messenger RNA from Cuscuta epithymum, 2197 nucleotides. NCBI's taxonomy places the organism in Eukaryota, Viridiplantae, Streptophyta, Magnoliopsida, Solanales, Convolvulaceae. The record is from the annotation of a GenBank genome assembly.
GUUUAAUAUUAAUCGGUACUUAGUGGUAGCAAAAUAUAUAUAAGGGAAGCAUCACAUAAAUUCUCCGUAGAAUAUGUUCAGAGCUUGUUUAAGAUUAGGUUUGCUUGAGAGGGAAGUCCCUUUUGUCCAAUUGCAAUCUCAAACGAUUUUAGUGUUCCCAAAACUGAAUAAUCAUACCUGAUAUUCAGAUAAUAUUACUCAUAUCAUCAACACAGAACUAUUUGAUGGGUUAUGUUGAUUGUUUAGUUAUUUUGUUUUGCUUCCUUUGAUAUAUGAGUCGGUGAAUCUAUUUUGAGUUACAGGCCAAAUAGAAUGAUGAAAAGGAUUUAUGAGAUUAUUCUCAAUGCGUAGGAUUGACUUAAUCACCCAUAUUGAUAAAUACUUUUUGCUCUAUUAGUGUGGUAUUGUAUAUUUUAUCCAAAUAUAUUUAUCUUCAUACUUGCUGAAUUGUUUUCCAUGGGGGCUCUUAAGGAAUCCGAAGAGUUUCAGUGAUGUUUUUGUGGUUAUAUUUUUUAGGCAGAAGUAUAUGGAAAUAUCCUUGUUGACAGCUAUUGUGCACUUUUGAAUCGCUAUUGUGCUACUAGUUUUAUAUCAACAUGGGAAAACAUCAUCCUUUUACGGAGUAUAAAAGUUUGCUUUUUCAUUUCUGCAGCUAUAUUUUAUUUCAUUUAGAUUCUUUGUGCAGCUGCAUUAAUGUUUUUUUCAUUUCUGUGUGAUUCUAACUUGUUUAAUGUUUGCUUUUCAUUUCUGUGGCUAGAUAUGCAAAUUAAAAGGGAAACUGAUUGUUCAAAAUACUGUUUCGACAUGGAUCAUGGAUCUGAUCAGCUUCCUAGCUCCCAACAUCCUAAUUUUGUUAAUCUUUCUGCUCAAACUCAGAACCAGUUUACAUCAAUAAGCCCCCAGUUUCACCCUUCAUAUCAAUUUAAUACAAUGAGUGGUUCUUGUCCUCCAUAUACUACCUUACCUUAUGGAACUCCUUUCCCCUUCCAAAAUCUUUUGAACACUCCCAUUGCCCCAAGUGGAGCCACAGAGACUCAAACUGUAAGUGGAACAGGGAGAAAGAAAAAGAAAGGUGUCAAUAAAAGUUCCAAUGACACUGAAUCCGCAACGGCUAAAAGAGAUUUUAGUUCUGAAGAAGACAUUGCAUUAACAAAUGCGUGGUUGCAUAUCUCUAUGGAUGCUGAUGUUGGUAAUAAUCAGAAACUAACAGCUAUGUGGGAGCGAAUCUCACAAGUAUGGAAGGAUAACCUUGGAGAGAAUUACAAAAAGGCUAGAAGUAGUAACAGCUUACAAUGCCGAUGGCAAAAGAUACAACAGGCGGUGAACAAGUUCCAUGGCAUUUAUGAAAAACUUGAAAGACAUCCACAAAGUGGUUCUAAUGCAGAAGAUAUGAAAAAGAAGGCAUUAGGGAUGUACGAGAGACUUCUGAGUGAUAAGAAGAAAAAGGAAUUCAAGUAUAUACACUGCUGGGAACUUUUGAUAAAGAAUGCAAAGUGGUGCACUAGCCAGCUUACGAAGUCUUGUGGACCAGAUAAGGAAUCACUUGGCAACAAAAACACACCAGUGGAAAAUGAUACCACACCUAACACGAAAAAUCAGUCUAUGGAACCUGAAGAAUUACGAGCGGAUGAAAUUGUGCGCCCACUGGGAAGGAAAAGCUCCAAGGAAAGAAAGAGAAAGCUUAAUGCAGAACAUGGAGUUAUCGACACAUUGAACAAAUUGCAAUGUACUUUAGAGAAGCAAAUCCAGUUUAAUAUGGCGGAGUUGGAGUUGAAGAAAGAAACCCAGCAUAAAGAAUAUGAAUUCAGAGAGCAGGUGAUGAAAAAGGAGCUAGAACUAAAAGAGAACAAUCAGAAAUUGAAGGCAGAAUCCCAACUAAUGAAGAGGGAGGAGAGCGAAAGGAGAGAGAGAGCACAAAUAAGAUCUGAUCAAGAACGUAUUUUGAGCCUCGACUUAAGUAGACUGUCACCAAAUGUGCGAGCGACAUAUGAAAUUCUACAGGCUCAAAUAUUGAAGGAAUGGGGACUUUCUAGCAUAUCUAGAAUCUAAUUAUAUUAGAUACUUAUUUAGUCUUUUCAUAUAGUCUAUUCAUUUAGUGUUUUCAUAUUUCAGUGUUUCAUUUAGUCUUUUCAUAUUCCAGUGUUUUUAGAUGCAUCACUAAUAAAAUAUAUGAACAAUGUUUGAUGGUUUGUUGCAG